AUGUCACCACGCAGCGAAACCAACGGCACGACGACGACCGUCGUUCCGCCUUGCUCUGCCCACGCCGGCAACAUAAACAACAUGCUCUUGCCUGCGCCAGUCGGCAUCACGGCCACCACGGGGCUCUCGCCGACAACGAUCGCCUCGAUGGCCUCC
Messenger RNA from Didymella exigua CBS 183.55, 156 nucleotides. RefSeq lists its product as uncharacterized. The record is from RefSeq and is a predicted model, not a curated record. The annotation marks the transcript as partial. NCBI's taxonomy places the organism in Eukaryota, Fungi, Ascomycota, Dothideomycetes, Pleosporales, Didymellaceae. The transcript has a single exon.